Messenger RNA from Trachymyrmex septentrionalis, 23389 nucleotides. Its product is annotated as nuclear anchorage protein 1-like. The record is from RefSeq and is a predicted model, not a curated record. Gene Ontology annotation, cellular component: extracellular region. Gene Ontology annotation, biological process: signal transduction; lipid transport; lipoprotein metabolic process. Bases 528 to 22814 code for a protein of 7428 amino acids. The transcript has 38 exons. NCBI's taxonomy places the organism in Eukaryota, Metazoa, Arthropoda, Insecta, Hymenoptera, Formicidae. Gene Ontology annotation, molecular function: lipid binding; protein binding.
CGGCAGCGAUCAAAGCCGUGCGGAGUAUCCGGGAGAGCAGUCGCUUUACGCUCGGUGCUUUCCUCGUCGCGCGAAUUCUCGGAGUCGGGAGUCACACGUAUUACGUUAUACGUAUAUACGUGUGCGCGCGCGGUUCGCGGCAGCCGGGUCGAUGUGAAGAGGAGAAGCGAAAAACGCGAAGGGAAGAGAAGUAGCGCAAGAGCGAAAGAUGACAGCUCGGCGUGUGAUUUGACAAGAGCAGAAGAUAGCGUCCGAUGGGAAAAGUGCCCUGUUGAAUACCGCGGUGGUUGACGGACUAGUGAACUUUUAAGGUAUCCGCCGCGCGCGCAACCCUGCGUAUGUAAACUCCUUCGAUAUCGGGAUUCCCAGGCGUGGACCGAAGUUGAGAAUUAACGAGCGGAAGUAUAAGCGGAACGAGGGCGGCGAGGACGACGGCGGUGGCGGCGGCGGCGGCGGCGGCGGCGGCGGCGGCGGAGGUGGCGAGGGUGUGAGACAACGAGAGGGUGAAUCGACGGUACGGCCGAAGAAUGACGGGCGAGGACGGAAAGCGCGGUGGCGGCGCCGACGACGUUACCACUGGUGCAAAUAUGAACACGAACGUCACCGAUAACGUCAACAAUGUUAACGCCAAUGUUAACGCGAACAUAAACGUCAGCCAGCAGAACGGCGGACCGGAAAAGGCUCCCGUAGUCGGCGGUACCAACGUGGAGACGCUGCCACGCGCCGGCAAACAGAGUGAUCCUAGUACUGCAUUUUUACGGGCAGCUCGUGCUGGGCAACUCGAGAAAGUUUUGGAAUAUUUGGAAUCUGGAGUAGAUAUUAACGCUUCUAACGCCAAUGGCUUAAACGCUUUGCACCUGGCAGCUAAAGACGGCCACUUGGAAAUCGUGAGGGAACUUCUAAAUCGCGGCGCAAUUGUGGACGCCGCUACCAAAAAGGGAAACACGGCAUUGCACAUAGCUUCUCUUGCUGGACAAGAGGAGGUGGUACAAGUACUAGUACAACGAGGUGCUUCUGUGAAUGCACAAUCGCAAAAUGGGUUCACACCGCUGUACAUGGCUGCCCAGGAAAAUCAUGACUCUGUGGUCAAGUACCUCCUCUGCAAGGGUGCGAAUCAAACAUUGGCCACCGAGGACGGUUUCACUCCAUUGGCGGUGGCUAUGCAACAGGGUCACGACAAGGUAGUGGCCGUUCUAUUAGAAAAUGACACCCGUGGUAAAGUUCGACUGCCUGCCCUACACAUCGCUGCUAAGAAAGACGACUGCAAAGCGGCUGCCCUACUUUUACAAAACGACCAUAAUCCCGAUGUAACAUCGAAAAGCGGUUUCACUCCGCUUCACAUAGCCGCACAUUAUGGCAACGACCGAAUCGCUUCCUUGCUUUAUGACAAAGGCGCGGAUGUUAACUUCGCUGCAAAGCACAAUAUCACGCCAAUGCACGUGGCUGCGAAAUGGGGUAAGAUUAAAAUGGUUAAUCUUCUCAUGAGCAAGGGAGCAAACAUCGAAGCGAAAACGAGAGAUGGUUUAACUCCUCUGCACUGCGCGGCCAGGUCCGGUCACCACGAAGUAGUUGACAUUCUCAUCGAGAAAGGGGCACCCAUUGGCUCAAAAACAAAGAAUGGUCUUGCCCCGUUACACAUGGCUUCUCAAGGGGAUCACGUUGAUGCCGCGAGAAUUUUAUUGUAUCACCGUGCACCCGUGGAUGAAGUGACGGUGGAUUAUUUGACUGCGCUGCAUGUGGCUGCACACUGCGGUCACGUACGCGUAGCUAAACUACUUCUUGAUAGAAAUGCCGAUCCUAAUGCGCGAGCGCUCAAUGGAUUUACCCCUCUUCAUAUCGCAUGCAAGAAGAAUCGUAUAAAAGUCGUCGAACUCCUCCUGAAGCACAAAGCGAGCAUCGAAGCUACGACUGAGUCUGGAUUAACUCCACUACACGUAGCGAGUUUUAUGGGAUGUAUGAAUAUCGUGAUUUACUUACUACAACACGAAGCUAGCCCUGAUAUACCGACAGUAAGAGGCGAAACGCCAUUACAUUUAGCCGCCAGGGCGAAUCAAACUGAUAUUAUUAGGAUACUUCUUAGAAACGGCGCUCAAGUCGACGCUAGAGCAAGAGAGGAACAGACACCGCUUCACGUCGCUUCCCGUCUGGGUAACGUCGAUAUUGUGAUGUUACUGCUACAGCAUGGUGCGGGCGUAGACGCUACAACGAAAGAUUUGUAUACACCGCUUCAUAUUGCUGCUAAAGAAGGCCAGGAGGAGGUUGCAUCCGUUUUACUAGAAAAUAACGCCUCGCUUACCGCAACGACCAAGAAAGGAUUUACUCCCUUGCAUUUAGCGGCCAAGUAUGGCAAUAUGAACGUAGCUCGAUUGUUGCUGCAAAAGAAUGCGCCUGUUGACGCUCAAGGAAAGAACGGAGUAACGCCUCUUCAUGUAGCCUCUCAUUACGAUCAUCAAAACGUAGCUUUACUUUUACUCGAUAAAGGAGCUUCACCACAUGCCAUGGCUAAGAAUGGCCAUACACCAUUGCAUAUCGCUGCACGCAAAAAUCAGAUGGAUAUUGCGACUACUUUGUUGGAAUACGGAGCGAAAGCUAAUGCAGAAUCAAAAGCGGGUUUUACACCGUUACAUUUGAGCGCACAAGAAGGCCAUACUGAUAUGUCAACCCUUCUUAUCGAGCAUAAAGCAGACACAAAUCACAAAGCGAAGAAUGGCCUUACGCCUCUACAUUUAUGCGCACAAGAGGAUAAAGUGAACGUCGCAUCCAUUCUUGUCAAGAAUGGUGCUCAGAUUGACGCUAAAACUAAGGCUGGAUAUACACCGUUGCACGUGGCGUCUCACUUUGGUCAGGCAGCUAUGGUACGAUUUCUCUUAAGAUCUGGUGCUGCUGUUGACAGCAGCACCAAUGCUGGUUAUACUCCUCUUCAUCAAGCCGCGCAACAAGGACAUACGCUUGUUAUUAACUUGUUGUUGGAGAGUAAAGCUAAACCGAAUGCUGUAACCAACAACGGACAGACUGCUUUAGAUAUCGCACAAAAGCUCGGUUAUAUAAGUGUCAUUGAAACGUUGAAAGUUGUCACAGAGACUAUCAUCACAACAACUCAUACCGUUACUAUUGAAGAGAAGUACAGAGUUCAGGCACCCGAAUCCAUGCAGGAGACAUUUAUGAGUGACAGCGAAGACGAGGGCGGUGGUGAUGAAAUCGGCACGGCAGCCAUGAAUGUGUACGGGCAGCCUCCGCACGCGCAACACGUGUACCUUCCUUCUUACUACCAGGGCCAAAUGACCUAUACCCGUGAAGAUCCAAUGCUCAGCGACCAACAACAGUACCGAUACAUGACUGUUGAUGACAUGAAGUCCAUGGGGGAUGACUCGAUGCGCGUGAAUGUGACGGACGACGAGAGAGAUAAUCGACAUUCCGGAGCGCCAACCAUAACAGAGAUGAUUACGAAAGAACAUUAUCAACGUACGAACGCGGCCAAUCUUAAACCAGACAAUGUAGACAUCAACAGGCAUCCUGUGCAUGUCGGCGAGUCCCUAGAGUCCCUAUGCACCUCGCUGGCAGCUCUCAGUACCGCACCGAAGGGACAAGGGAUGUGGAGGGACAGUUUCCUGGUUUCCUUCUUGGUGGACGCAAGAGGCGGUGCGAUGCGCGGAUGCAGGCAUAGCGGCGUCCGCGUGAUUGUUCCACCGCGUAAAGCCGCAAUGCCUAUGCGCGUCACCUGUAGAUAUCUGAGGAGAGACAAAUUGACAAACCCACCUCCCCUGAUGGAGGGAGAAGCGUUGGCCAGUCGCAUCCUCGAAUUAGGUCCUGUCGGCGCAAAAUUCCUGGGCCCUGUUAUCAUAGAAGUACCACAUUUCGCGUCGCUGCGCGGAAAGGAACGAGAAAUAGUAAUUCUACGAUCAGACAACGGAGAGACCUGGCGCGAGCAUACCUUGGAAGCUAGCGAGGAGGCUGUUCAAGAUGUGCUUAACGAGAGCUUUGAGGGAGAAGAGCUAAGCCAGCUAGAAGAUCUCCAAACGUCUCGUAUCGUAAGGAUACUCACUGUAGAUUUCCCACAUUACUUCGCGGUAGUAUCUCGCAUCCGGCAAGAGGUCCAUGCGGUUGGUCCCGAAGGCGGCACCGUGUCGUCAUCCGCUGUACCACAAGUACAAGCUGUCUUCCCGCAAGCGGCCCUUACUAAGAAGAUCAGAGUCGGCCUGCAGGCACAUCCUAUACCGGCGGAUCUGGUGGCCAAAUUACUUGGAAAUAGAGUGGCUGUGUCGCCGAUUGUUACCGUCGAACCGAGACGGAGAAAGUUCCACAAGCCGAUAACUUUAACUAUUCCAGUACCACAGGCGGCUAAUAAAGGCAUGAUCAACCAGUAUUCCGGAGAUGCGCCGACUUUGAGACUCCUGUGCAGCAUAACUGGGGGUCAGACUCGGGCAGUCUGGGAGGACGUCACAGGCUCGACGCCGUUGACCUUUGUGAAAGAUUGCGUUUCCUUCACCACCACAGUUUCCGCCCGCUUCUGGUUAAUGGACUGCCGUAACAUUUCCGACGCCACGAAAAUGGCCACGGAACUAUACACGCACGCGACACAUGUGCCCUUCAUGGCUAAAUUCGUCGUGUUUGCAAAACGAGUAGAUCCAUUGGAAGCGAGACUACGUGUAUUCUGUAUGACGGACGACAAAGAAGAUAAAACUUUAGAGCAUCAAGAACAUUUUACAGAAGUUGCAAAGAGUAGAGAUGUCGAGGUUCUUGAAGGUAAAACGCAAUACAUGGAAUUUUCGGGAAAUCUUGUACCCGUUCUGAAAACGGGUGAACAGCUACAAUUACCGUUUAGAGCUUUCAAGGAAAAUAGAGUUCCGUUUACCGCGAGAAUAAAAGAUCCGGAUGCCGCUGAUAUGAUGGGUCGAAUCAUGUUUAUGAGCGAACCUAAGGUUCCGAGAGGUGAACUGCCGCAAACGCCAAUCUGCACACUAAAUAUUUUGCUGCCGGAAAAAAUUUCUCCGGAUACCGCGGUCUCUGAGCUUGAUUUGUUGGAAUUGUCAAAGAACUACAGUUUCCUACGCGAUGGUGGAAUAAGCAGACCAGAUGCAAUACAUAGAGCGACCAUUCGAUUAACAGACAUCGCCAAUCUAUUGGAUAAAGAUUGGGAACCACUAGCGGAAGAGUUGAAUAUCCCACCUAACGACGUGGCUUUAAUAAAACAAGAAUAUCCCGAUAAACCUGCACAACAGGCCGCUGCCAUGUUCAAAAUCUGGCAAAAUAGUGGAAACAAAGCCACAGGAAACACGUUAGAAAAAGCUCUCAAUAAGAUCGGACGAGAAGAUAUAGUAAACAAAUGUAUCUUCAAUGUUGAGUUAGUGACUGACGACGUUGAAAAAGCUGUGGCGAGAGUCAGACUGGAUCAGCCAGGAUUUGAUUCUCUUAAGGAGGAAUUGGGACCGUCAAGAAACACGUCACUCCGCCGUGAUGCAACUAUGGAUCCUAAAAUGGACCCUGAUUAUGAAGAGUCUGACAGAAUGAAGGACUCUGAAUCAAUGGAGGAUCUCAGUAUCACUGGCACACACGAUAAACCCAAAGAGCACAUCACAAUCACAAACGGCACUGUAUUCAACGGAACCUCGACCCCCAUCAAAGACAAAUAUGCGAGCGACGAGAAAGAGCUCAGCGACAUGAUGGCUGAUUACCUUGAGCACAAAUGCCAUACGACCGACACGAUGAGCAAAAAGUCGCGCGACGAAGUGGACGAUCCGGAGAAAAAACGUCAGAAAGCGAUCGCCGACGCCAACAAGAUAGUCUCUGGUGUAAUAGCAGACGCAGAGAAAGAGAAGGGGAAGUUAGCGAAGGAAGGGUGGUCGGUGGUUUAUGAUGAUGAUGAUGAUGCGCGGGACAAUAAAGAGGCGCGGGGUGCAAUAGGGCAGACUGUAAUUAAUGUUCAUUUAGAUCAAGUGACUACCGAGCCAGAAGGUUUUGUUCCCAAAUUAGAGCAAAUUCCUAGUAUUGAACCGCCGAUGAUUAAACAACAUCGUGGUGGGACGCCGGAUCCCAAAGUUAGCACUUCAAAAACAGUUUCUGUUAGUGGCGAUCCGAAAGUAGGUCAGACAGUAGUAACUAAGACUACGGUAAUAAAACAGACUCCGACUGAGACCGUGACUACGAAAGAAACGGUAAUAGUUUCCCCCGAUAAAAAAGAAGUUGUUAGCGAGAAAGAGAAAUUAUCUAAAGAGGGUAAGGAAGUUGACGAAAAGUUGGGCGCAGUUCCUACGGACGCGAUUGUUACGCAAAAAACGGUAAAGGUCGACACAGUAGUUCGAACUGAUCAAAAGAAGUCAGAAAUAAAAACUCCAGCAGACAGGAAUAAAGAUAAAGAUAAGGAGAAGGAGAAGGAUAAAGAGACCGUUCGGAAGAUUGCGAAAACGGCUUAUGAAGAUGUUUACAACGUACCGCAUUUGGCAGACAGCACGGAAGAAAAAUCAGACGAAGAGAAGAAAACAAAGGAUAAGAGCGGCGGAAUUUUUUCGGGAAUUUUUAAAGGCUCCAAAUUGAAGAGAGGCAAGAAAGGUUCAAAGGACACGUCCUUUGACAGUGGUGACGAGGAAUCGAAGGCUGUACUAACGAAAGUUUCUGAACAGCAGCCAGAAUUUCCUUCUACCGAAGUAACGGAUUCGCAUUUUGACAGCAGAUUACCAGAAAUCACAACUGCACCCGAUGUAAGAUUAGCUACUAUGGAAUUUUUAGAAGAUUCUCGACGAAUCGCUGCAGGCAUGCAUGUACCUUACGAAGGUCUGACUAAGUCAAUGGAGAAAGAAGACAAAAAAACAGAGGCUACUGAGACCGAUGAUGACGGUAAAGAUAAGACAAGCUUCUUCUCGAGUUUGUUCAAAAGUAAGUCUAAAAAAGAUGAAGAUGGAUCUGUCUUACCUGUUAUUCAUGUUGAGAAACCUAAAGAAUCCGCAGAACAAAUCGCAAAAAAAGAGAAGAAAAAGCUGGCAGCAAUCGCAAAGGAAAGCGAGGAAUUAUUGGAAUUACAAAUGAAGGAAAAGGAGAAAGAGAUCGAAGCAUCUCAGAUUGUCGAAGUGCCUAACAUAAUCGAAAAAGAAACAGAAAAAGCUGUGAAAAAAGCUGUGACUGGCGCGAAAGUCAUCGAGGAUACCAAAAGCAAAGCAAAAAUUAUUUCAACGGAUGAGCCACCUAGUAAGGAUGACGAAAAGGAAGAAGAUCAAGUAAAGGAAAAGAGUGGCUUCUUCGGCAUCUUUAAAAGUCCAAAAUCCAAGGACAAAAAGCUUAAAUCGAAGGAAACAUCUUUUGAUAGCGGCGAUGAGGAAAUCAAAGUUGUAACGGAGAAACUCUUGGAUGAUACGCGGAAGGUUGCUGAUUCUAGUGUGUUACCGAUUGUGUACAAAAGCGACGGCACAAAAGUCACUCCCAAAGAAGAGAUACGUACUUUCGUAUCGACCACUCAUUACGACGAUAUUCCUGCGGAUAAAGUCAGUAAAUCUUACGAUGUUGCACAAACCACGAUAAAGAUCGAGGAGACUAUCCACGAAGAGGUAAACGGAAAAGCGGACAUUGACAAGGAGAAAAUUCAGAAGGAAGAAAAAAAAGAUAUCGAAAAACCUAUUACAGAAAUAAAAUCCGAUAUGUCGGAAUCAAAAGCACUCGAGAAAGAGAUAGGUGAUGAUAUCAAAGAAAAGAGUGGCGGCUUUUUCGGUAUGUUUAAGAGCCCGAAACUCAAAAGCAAAAAAAGAAGCAGAUCCCGAGAGCAUAGUUCUUCGAAGGAGACCUCUUUUGAUAGCGGAGACGAAGACAUUCGAUUGGCAACGGCGAAACUUCUAGAAGACACAAUACAGAUAGCAGAAAACUUGAAGCAAGCUGAAGAAGAGUUACCAGAGAGUGUUACAAGAAUUCCGCCUAUAGAUGAGAAGAUAAAAAAAUCUAUCAUUCCCGAAGAUGAAGCUAUUGAAAAAGAUAAGGGAAGCGGCAUUUUCGGUAUAUUUAGAAGUCCCAAACAAGCGAGAAGUUCCAGAUCCAGAAGUAGAUCUAAGGAGAAGACACCGUCGCUCGAAUUGCCAGAUAGUGGCCACGAAGACUUACGAAAAGUAACUGCAGCGUUCCUGGAAGAUUCACAGAAUGUGGCGAAUAUCAUGGGCGAAUUGAAAGAUUCGAAAGAUAAAGAUGAUAAAUUAUCAACAGAGAUAAAAAAAGUUGACCAGCACAUCACAAUUGCAGCAGAAGACGUUAGUAAAGCCGUCAAGGAUGGUAAAGACGUGAUUGCCAAAAAAAUAGAAGAGAAAACACGCGAUGUCGUCGACAGCGGUGAAGCUGCAAAAGACAAAACGACUAAAGAAGCAAAGAAAGCGAAAGACAAAGGUACAGGAUUCCUAUCGGGGAUAUUUAAAGGUGCGAAGCAUGUCGUAGAGGAAACAUCCGACGACAUUAAGGAAUUCUUGGACGAUACGAAAAAAGAAGCUGCUUUAGAGGAAGUACGAGCCAAAGAAGCGGCAGCCACUGGCUUGAAAGAUCUGGAAGCGAAAAAAGAUGCUUUAGUAACAGACGCGAAGGACAUUGCUGACAGAACUGUUACCGACAUUAAAGAAUCCAAAGAUAAGACAGUGUCCAUUGCGAAGAGAAAGAAAGAAAAAGUCUCGGAGAAGAUUUCGACAGACAUAGAGAAAGCAACGGAUCAAGCAAAAGCAACUACUGAAAAAGCUGUAACAGAUACGAAGAAAGUAGGUGAAAAAAUAGAAAGCACUGCGAAAGAUGCUGUACAAACAGGUAUAGAAAUUAAAGAUACAAUCAUUACAGAGAUAAAGGAGGAUGCAAAAAUGGUGGAAGAAAAAUUAUCAUCCGAGGCUGAAUCAGCUGAAGAUACUGCAGCAUCUGCUAAGGACAAAGCUAUCAAAGAAGCGAAAAAAAUUAAAGAGAAAGGAAGCGGUUUCUUCUCUGGCAUAUUCAAAGGUGCGAAACAUGCCGUAGAAGAUGCAGCUGACGAGGUUAAAGAAUUUAUGGAUGAAGCGAAAAAGGAAGCUGCAUUAGAAGAAGAACGAGCUAAAGAAAAAGCUGCUGCAAGUCUGAAAGAUCUAAAGGACAAAAAAGAAACCACUGUGAGUAAAGCUGAAGAAACUAUGGAUAAAGCUGUCGAUAAAACAAAAGAAGUAAAAGAUAAAACUGUUUCUGCAGUAAAAGACACAAAAGAUAAAGUUGUCGAGGAAGUUUCCAAAGAUGCACAGAAAGUUGCCGACGCUACGAAAGCAGCUGGUGAGAAAGUAACAGAUGAAACGAAGAAAAUUGGAGAAAAAAUAGAGGAAACUUCGGCAGAUGUUGCACAAGCUGCCAAGGAUACUAAAGAUGCAGUAAUUAAAGAGGUAAAAGAUGAUACAAAAUUAGCGAAAGAAAAAUUAGCAGCUGGCGCUGAUGCGGCAGUAGAAGCUGCGGACAGCGCAAAGGAGAAAGUGACAAAAGAAACAAAGAAAGCUAAAGAAAAAACAACUGGUUUCUUCUCAGGUAUUUUUAAAGGUGCGAAACACGCCGUAGAAGAUGCGACAGAUGACGUUAAAGAAUUCUUGGAUGAGACGAAAAAAGAAGCUGAAAUAGAAGAGGAACGUGCCAAAGAAAAGGCUGCUACAAGUCUGAAAGAUCUGAAAGAUAAAAAAGACACUGCUGUUAGUGGAGUUCAAGAAACAUUGGACAAAACUACCGAUGAAGUAAAAGAAGCAAAAGAUAAAACAAUUUCUGCAGUAAAAGACAAAAAAGAUAAAGUUGUCGAGGAAGUUUCCAAAGAUGCACAGAAAGUUGCCGACGCUACGAAAGCAGCUGGUGAGAAAGUAACAGAUGAAACGAAGAAAAUCGGAGAAAAAAUAGAGAAAACUUCGACAGAUGUUGCACAAGCUGUCAAGGAUACUAAAGAUGCAGUAAUUAAAGAGGUAAAAGAUGAUACAAAAUUAGCGAAAGAAAAAUUAGCAACUGGCGCUGAUGCGGCAGUAGAAGCUGCGGACAGCGCAAAGGAGAAAGUGACAAAAGAAACAAAGAAAGCUAAAGAAAAAACAACUGGUUUCUUCUCAGGUAUUUUUAAAGGUGCGAAACACGCCGUAGAAGAUGCGACAGAUGACGUUAAAGAAUUCUUGGAUGAGACGAAAAAAGAAGCUGAAAUAGAAGAGGAACGUGCCAAAGAAAAGGCUGCUGCAAGUCUGAAAGAUCUGAAAGAUAAAAAAGACACUGCUGUUAGUGGAGUUCAAGAAACAUUGGACAAAGCGACCGAUAAAGUAAAAGAAGCAAAAGAUAAAACAGUUUCUGCAGUAAAAGACACAAAAGAUAAAGUUGUCGAGGAAGUUUCCAAAGAUACGCAGAAAGUUGCCGACACUACGAAAGCAGCUGAUGAGAAAGUAACAGAUGAAACCAAGAAAAUCGGAGGAAAAAUAGAGAAAACUGCGACAGAAGUUGCACAAGCUGCCAAAGAUACUAAAGAUGCAGCAAUCAAAGAGGUAAAAGAUGAUACAAAGUUAGUUAAAGAAAAAUUAGCAGCUGGCGCUGAUGCGGCAGUAGAAGCUGCGGAUAGCGCAAAGGAGAAAGUGACAAAAGAAACAAAGAAAGCUAAAGAAAAAACAACUGGUUUCUUCUCAGGUAUUUUUAAAGGUGCGAAACACGCCGUAGAAGAUGCGACAGAUGACGUUAAAGAAUUCUUGGAUGAGACGAAAAAAGAAGCUGAAAUAGAAGAGGAACGUGCCAAAGAAAAGGCUGCUGCAAGUCUGAAAGAUAAAAAAGACACUGCUGUUAGUGGAGUUCAAGAAACAUUGGACAAAGCUGCCGAUAAAGUAAAAGAAACAAAAGAUAAAACAAUUUCUGCAGUAAAAGACACAAAAGAUAAAGUUGUCGAGGAAGUUUCCAAAGAUGCGCAAAAAGUUGCCGACGCCUCGAAAGCAGCUGGUGAAAAAGUAGCAGAUAAAACGAAGAAAAUGGGAGAAAAAAUGGAGGAAAGUGCAACAGAAGUUGCACAAGCUGCUAAGGAUACUAAAGAUGCAGCGAUUAAAGAAGUAAAAGAUGAUACAAAAUUAGUGAAAGAAAAAUUAACAGCUGGUGCUUCAGAAAUUGCAGACAGUACAAAAGAUAAAGCAACGAAAGAAACGAAAAAAGCUAAAGAAAAAACUAGUGGUUUCUUUUCCGGCAUCUUCAAAGGUGGAAAACAUACUGCUGAAGCAUCUGAUGAUGUUAAAGAAUUUUUGGAUGAAACAAGAAAAGAAGCUUCUUUAGAAAAAGAACGUAUUAAGGAAGAAGUUGCAGCAAAUAUUAAAAAUUUAAAAGAUAAGAAGGAUACAGUCGUCACCGAAGUUCAACAAACUGCAGACACAGCCUUCUUUGAUAUAAAAGAAGCUAAGGAUAAAACUGUUUCUGUAAUAAAAGAUACAAAAGAUAAACUUGAAGAAGUUUCGAAAGAUGUUGAAAAAGUGACCGAUACAACAAAAGCAGUUGGUGAAAAAGUAACAACGGAAACAAAGAAGAUAGGCGAAAAGAUGGAAUAUGCCGCGGCAGAUGUUGCAAAAACUUCCAAGGAGACUAAAGAUACAGCUGUCAAGGAGAUAAAGGAAGAUACGAGAUUAGUAAAAGAAAAAUUGGCAGCAGGUGCUGAUGCUGCUGUAGUGACGGUAGAUAACACAAAGGAUAAAGCGACAAAACAGGUAAAGAAAACAAAGGAAAAGACAACUACUUUCUUCUCCGGUAUUUUUAAAGGUGCCAAGCACACUAUAGAAGGUACGGCUGACGAUGUUAAAGAAUUUAUGGAUGAGACGAAAAAGGAUGCUGCGUUUGAAGAGGAACGUGCUAAAGAAAAGGCUGCUGCAAGUCUGACAGAUUUGAAAGAUAAGAAAAACACUCUUGUUACAGAGGUUCAAAAAACUGUAGAUAAAGCUGUUAUUGAAACGAAAGAUGCAAAAGAGAAAGCAGUCUUUGCAGUAAAAGACAAGAAGGAUGAAAUUGUUGAAGAAAUUUCCAAAGGUACUCAGAAAAUUUCCGAUACCGCGAAAGCAACUGAUGAGAAAAUCACAACGGAAACAAAGAAAAUUGGUGAAAUAAUAGGAGAUACCGCGACGGAUGUUGCGCAUACUGCCAAGCACGCUAAAGAUGCAGCAGUUAAAGAAGUGAAAAAGGAUACGAAGAAAGUUAAAGAUAAAUUAAUAGUAGAUGUCAAUGUUGCUGCAGAAACCGCAGAAGGUGCGAAAGAUAAAGCAACAAAAGAAGCAAAAAAAGUUAAAGACAAAACUAGUGGUUUUCUGUCUGGUAUAUUUAAAGGUGCUAAACAUACUGUGGAAGAUACAACCGACGACGUCAAAGAAUUUUUGGAUGAAACGAAAAGAGAAGCAUCAUUAGAAAAAGAACGAAUUAAAGAAGAUGUUGCUGCAAAUAUUAAAAAUUUGCAGGACAAAAAAGAUGCCGUGAUUGCAGGAAUUCAAGAGACCACAGACAAAGCCAUCAUUGACACAAAAGACACGAAAGAUAAAACAGUAUCUACAAUGAAAGAUAAGAAAGAUAAAGUUGUCGAAGAAAUUUCCAAAGAUGCGCAGAAAGUUGCCGAUAUCACAAAAGCGGUUGGUGAGAAAGUAGUAGAUGAAACGAAGAAAAUCGAAGAAAAAAUAGAGGAAACUGCGACAGAAGUUGCACAAGCUGCCAAAGAUACUAAAGAUACAGCAAUCAAAGAGGUAAAAGAUGAUACAAAGUUAGUUAAAGAAAAAUUAACAGCUGGCGCUGAUGUGGCAGCAGAAGCUACCGACAGUGCAAAGGAAAAAGCGACAAAAGAAGCAAAAAAAGCUAAAGAAAAAACAACUGGUUUCUUCUCCGGUAUUUUUAAAGGUGCGAAACACGCCGUAGAAGAUACGACAGACGAUGUUAAAGAAUUCUUGGACGAGACGAAAAAAGAAGCUGAAAUGGAAGAAGAACGAGCUAAAGAAAAGACUGCUGCAAGUUUGAAAGAUCUGAAAGAUAAAAAAGACGCUGUUGUUAGUGAAGUUCAAGAAACAUUGGACAAAGCUGCCGAUAAAGUAAAAGAAACAAAAGAUAAAACAGUUUCUGCAGUAAAAGACACAAAAGAUAAAAUUGUCGAGGAAGUUUCCAAAGAUGCGCAGAAAGUUACCGACGUCACGAAAGCUGCUGGUGAAAAAGUAGCAGAUAAAACGAAGAAAAUCGGAGAAAAAAUGGAGGAAAGUGCAGCAGAAGUUGCACAAGCUGCUAAGGAUACUAAAGAUGCAGCAACUAAAGAGGUAAAAGAUAAUACAAAAUUAGUGAAAGAAAAAUUAGCAGCAGGCGUUGAUGUCGCAGCAGAUGCUACAGACAGUGCAAAGGAGAAAGCGUUAAAAGAAGCGAAAAAAGCUAAGGAAAAAACAGGUGGCUUCUUUUCUGGUAUAUUUAAAGGUGCUAAACAUGCUGUAGAAGAUGCUGCUGACGACGUCAAAGAAUUUAUGGAUGAGACGAAGAAGGAAGCUGUUUUGGAGGAAGAACGUACUAAAGAAAAAAUUGCUGCGGAGUUUAAAGAUUUAAAGGAUAAAAAGGACGUUAUCGCAACUGAAGUUCAAGAAUCUGUAGACAAAACUAUCACUCAUGUGAAAGAUACGAAAGAUAAAACAGUUGCUACUGUAACAGAUAAGAAAGAUAAAAUUACAGAGAAACUUUCCAAAGACGUACAAAAAGUUGGCGAUACUACAAAAACAGGUGAAAUAGUUCCAACAGAGACGAAAAAGUUUGGUGAAAAAAUAGAAGAAACUGCAGCAGAUAUCGUGCUAAAUGUGAAAGAUGCUAAAGAAGAAGCAGUCAAGGAAAUGAAAGAGGAUACAAAAUUUGUAAAAGAUAAAUUAGCAGAAGGUGCGGAAGUUGCGGGAAGUGCAAAAGAUAAAACAACAAAAGAAGCGAAGAAACUUAAAGAAAAAACUAGUGGGUUCUUUUCUGGUAUAUUUAAAGGUGCAAAACACACUGCGGAAGAUAUAUCUGAAGAUGCGAAGGAACAUAUAAGUGAUGCCAAAAAGGAAGCGACUAAAGAAUUGGAAGGGUUAGAACGUAAAAAAGAUGAUAUGAUACAUAGUGCAAGGGAUGCCGUGGACAAAACCAUUAAGAGUGUGGAAGAUGCCGAAGAUAGAACAGUUUCUAGCGCGAUAGAUACGAAAGACAAAUUGACAGACAUAGCUGCCAAAAACAUAGACAAAGCAACACAUGAUUUGAAAGCAGCUCGUGAUAACAUAGUCACAAAAACCAAAAAAGUAGUCGAUAAAGUAGAAACUUCCGUGGCAGAUGUUGGACAUGAUGUAAAAGAUAUUAAGGAUGCAGCUGUUACAGAAGCAAAAGAAGAUGCUAACGUUAUAAAGGAAAAAUUGGCUGCCAAAGCUGAAUCUAUAUCAGAUUCAGUAGAAAUCACUAAAGACAAGGCAACUAAAGAAACGAAGAAAGCCAAGGAAAAAGCAAGUGGCUUUUUUUCGGGAAUAUUUAAAGGAUCGAAACAUUCCAUGGACAGCGCAGUGGAUGAUGUAAAAGAAUUCCUCGAUGAAACGAAAAAGGAAGCAGCAUUAGAGCAAGCGCAUGUCAAGGAAGCGGCAGAAGCCGAACUAAAAAAUCUGGAGCAUAAAACAGACCGCAUGAUUUCCAAAACGAAAGAAGCGAAAGAUCAUGUUACUGAGGAAAUAGUUGACCAAGUGGAAAAGACUAUCGACGCCACUAAAGUGGCAGGCGAUAAAGUAGUUACAGAUGAAAAACAAAUUGUCGAUGAUAUCGCGCAAGGUGUUGCAGAUGUUAAAGAUAGCGUAGCGAAAGAAGUAAAGGAAGAUGCACAAGCAGCAAAAGAGAAAUUAAAAGCAGGUGGUGAUGCUGUAGCAGAAAGUGCUGCAACUACGAAAGAUAAAGUAAUUAAGGAAUCAAAGAAAGCUAAAGAAAAGGGUAGUGGUUUUCUUUCGGGAAUAUUCAAGAGCGCAAAGCAUUCUGUAGAAGAAGUAUCUGAUGAUGUAAAAGAAUUUGUAGACGAGACAAAGAAGGAAACCACUUUGAAACAAGAGCAAACCAAAGAAAAAAUCGUUGCAGGUGUCAAAGACUUGAAAGAUACAAAAGAAGCUCUUGUUACUAGUAUUCAAGAUGUCACUGAUAAAACCGUCAUUGACGCAAAAGCUGUUAAAGACAAAACUGUUUCUGCAGUAAAAGACAAAAAAGAUGAAGUUGUUGAGGAAGUUUCUAAAGAUGCGCGUAAAGUUGCUGACACCACGAAAGCAGUUGGUGAGAAAGUAGCAGAUGAAACGAAAAAAAUCGGAGAAAAAAUAGAGGAAACUGUCACAGAUAUUGCACAAGCUACCAAGGAUACUAAAGAUGCAGCUAUUAAAGAGGUAAAAGAAGAUGCAAAAUUAGUAAAAGAAAAAUUGAUUACAGGUGCUGAUGCUACCGUAGAAGCUGCGGAUAGUGCAAAAGACAAAAUGACGAAAGAAACAAAGAAAGCUAAAGAUAAAACAGGUCGUUUCUUUUCUGGCAUAUUUAAAGGCUCCAAACAUGCUGCAGAAGAUGCAACUGGUGAUGCUAAAGAAUUUCUAGAUGAGAAGAAAAGAGAAGCUUCAAUAGAAAAAGAACAUGCUAAAGAAGAGAAUAUUCGAAGACUUAAAGAUUUAAAAGAUGAGAAAGAUACGAUUUUUUCUGAUAUUCAAAAGUCUGCAGACAAAGUUGCCGAUGACGCGAAAGAGGCAAAAGAUAAAGUUAUUUCUGUAGCUAAAGAUAAAAAGGAUAAAAUUAUGGAAGAAAUUUCGACGGAUGUACAGAAGGUUGCCGAUGCGACAAAAAUAAGCGGUGAAAAUGUAGCAACAAAAACGAAAAAAGUUGGUGAGAAAAUAGAAGAAUCCGCAGCGGAUAUUAUGGAAGAUAUUAAAGAUACUAAAGAUACGGCAGUUAAGGAAUUAAAAGAAGAUACAAAAUUAGUGAAAGCAAAAUUGACAGCAGGUGCUGAUGCUGCUGUAGAAACUACGGACAGCGUAAAGGACAAAGCUACAAAAGAAGCGAAAAAGGCUAAGGAAAAAACAGGACGUUUCUUUUCUGGUAUAUUUAAAGGAGGAAAACAUGUCGCAGAAGAGGCAACUGACGAUAUUAAGGAAUUCUUGGAGGAAACGAAAAGAGAAGUUUCAUUAGAAAAACAACGUGCUAAGGAAGAAGUUGCUGCAGGUCUUAAAGAUUUAAAAGAUAAACAAGAUGCUGUUAUUACUGGAGUUCAAGAGGCUGCAGACAAGGCCAUCAUCGAUAUAAAGGAUGCAAAAGAUAAAACAGUUUCUGCACUAAAGGACCAAGAAGAUAAAGCUGUCGAGAAAGUUUCCAAAGAUGCGCAGAAAGUUGCCGACGCCAUGAAAUCAGCUAGUGAGAAAGUAGCAGAUGAAACGAAGAAAAUCGAAGAAAAAAUGGAGGAAACUGUGGCAGAAGUUGCACAAACUGCCAAGGAUACUAAAGAUACAGCAAUUAAAGAGGUAAAAGAUGAUGCAAAAUUAGUGAAAGAACAAUUAGCAGCAAAGAUUGAUGUAGCAGCGGAUGUUGCAGACAGUGCAAAGGAUAAAGCGUCAAAAGAAGCGAAAAAAGCUAAGGAAAAAACAGGCGGCUUCUUUUCUGGUUUAUUUAAAGGUGGUAAACAUGCCGUAGAAGAUGCUGCUGACGAUGUUAAAGAAUUUAUGGAUGAGACAAAGAGAGAUGCUCAAUUGGAAGAAGAACAUGCUAAGGAAAAAAUUGCAUCGGAACUUAGAGACUUAAAAGAUAAAAAAGAUGCAGCGGCAACAGAUGUAAAAGGUGUUGCUGAUAAAGCUACAGCUGACAUGAAACAUGCAAAAGAUACAGCAAUUUCUGAUGUUAAAGAUCAAAAGGAUAAAAUUGUCGAAGAAAUUUCCAUAGAUACGCAGAAAGUUGCUGAUACUACAAAAGCAGUUAGUGAGAAAGUAGCAGCGGAAACGAAGAAGAUCAGUGAAAAAAUAGGCGAAACUGCCGCAGAUGUUGGGCAUGCUACCAAGGAUAUUAAAGAUGCUACAAUUAAGGAAGUAAAGGAAGAUGCAAAAAAAAUUGAAGAUAAAUUAAUAGUAGAUGUUGAUGCGGCUGCAGAAGCUGUUGGUAGUGCAAAAGAUAAAACGUCGAAAGAAGUGAAGAAAGCUAAGGAAAAAACAGGUGGUUUCUUCUCUGGUAUCUUCAAAGGUGCGAAACAUGCUGUAGAAGACGCAGCAGACGAUGUCAAAGAAUUUCUAGAUGAAACAAAACAUGAGGCAGAAUUGGAAGAAGCUCGUAUUAAAGAAGCAUCAAUUGCUAAUUUGAAAGAAUUGAAACAUAAGAAGGAUGCUGUUGUCAGUGAUGUAAAAGACACGGCAGAUCGAACUGUCGCUGAAAUAAAAGAAGCUAAGGAUAAAACUGUUGCCACAGCAAAAGAUACGACAGAUACAGUCACUAAGAGAGUUUCGGAAGAUAUUCAGAAAGCUACUGAUGCAGGUAAAGCUGUUAAAGAUAAAGCAGCAUCAGAAGUAAAGAAAGCUGGUGAGAAAUUGGAUUCAACAGUACAAGACAUCGCACACGAGAUUUCGCAUUCGAAAGAUGCAGCCAUUAAAGAAGCUAGAGAUGAAACCAAAGUAAUGAAAGAGAAAAUGACAGCUGGAGUUGAAGCUGUGACUGAAAGUGCUGAGACCAUUAAAGAUAAAGCGGUUAAAGGAGCAAAGAAGACAAAGGAAAAAGGGUCCGGUUUUUUGUCAGGCAUAUUUAAAGGUGCCAAGCAUUCUGUUGAAAGCGCAGCAGAUGAUGUCAAAGAAUUUCUAGAUGAAACGAAACGCGAAGCAGAAUCGGAAGAAGCUCGUGCUAAGGAAGCAGCAGCGACUGGAUUGAAGGAACUAGAACAUAAAAAAGAUGCUGCCGUUAUUGGCAUAAAAGAUGCGACUGAUCAAGCUGUUGCUGGAAUAAAAGAUGUCAAGGAUAAGACUCUUAUUGCAGCGAAAGAUACAAAAGAAAAAGUUAUUGAAAAAGUCUCGGAAGAUAUUCAAAAGACUACAGAUGCGAGUAAAGCUGCUAAAGAUCAAGUGACAACAGAAGUAAAGAAAGUUGGUGAUAAAUUAGAUUCAACAGCACAGGACGUUGCACAAAAAGUUACAGAUACUAAAGAUGCGAUUGUCAAGGAAGUACAGGAGGAUACGAAAAAGGUGAAAGAGAAAUUAGUAACUGAAAUUGAACAAGCAGCAGAGGAUGCGAAACAUGCAAAGGAUAAAGCAAUUUCUGUUGUUAAAGAUCAAAAGGAUAAAAUUGCCGAGGAAGUUUCCAAAGAUGCGCAGAAAGUUACCGAUGGCACGAAAGCAACCGGCGAGAAAGUAGUAGCAGAAACGAAAAAAAUUGGUGAAAAAAUAGAAGAAACCGCAACAGACGUUGCACAAGCUGCCAAGGAUAUUAAAGAUGCAACGGUUAAAGAAGUGAAAAAAGAUACAAGGAAGAUAAAAGGAGAAUUGACAGCAAGCGUUGACUCUGCCGCGGAAGUUGUAGACAGUGCAAAAGAUAAAGCGAAGAAAACGAAGGAAAAAACAAGUGGCUUUUUUUCCGGGAUAUUUAAAGGUGCAAAACAUGCUGUAGAAGAUACAUCUGACGACGUCAAGGAAUUCUUGGAUGAAACGAAAAGAGAAGCUUCUAUAGAAAAAGAACGUGCUGAGAAAGAAAUGGCCGCUGAUCUCAAAACUUUAAAAGACAAAAAAGAUUCUACGAUCUCCGGAGUUCAUGGGGUAAUAGGUAAAACUGUUGCUGAUGUGAAAGAUGCGAAGCAUAAAACAGUUUCUACCAUAAAAGAUAAAAAAGACAAAGUUACUGAUGACAUUUCCAAAGAUGUUUAUAAAAUUACUGAUACCACAAAAGCAGUUGGUGAGAAAGUCAUAACAGAAACGAAAAAAAUUGGUAGAGAAAUAGAAACAACCGCGAAAGAUGUUGCACAAGGUAUUAUAGAUACUAAGGAUACAGUGGCUGUAGAAGUGAAAGAUGAUGCAAAAUUGGUGAAAGAAAAAGUGUCAUCUGAUAUAAGCACUGUAGCUGAUGGUAGCCAGAGUGCUAAAGAUAAAGCGACUAAAGAUAUGAAGAAAGUUAAAGAAAAAGGUUCCGGUUUUCUAUCGGGAAUAUUUAAAGGUGCCAAGCAUUCUGUUGAAAGCGCAGCAGACGAUGUCAAAGAAUUUCUAGAUGAAACAAAACGAGAAGCAGAACUGGAAGAAACUCAUGCUAAGGAAGCAGCAGCGGCUGGAUUGAAAGAAUUAGAACAUAAAAAGGAUGCUAUCGUUACUGGUGUAAAAGAUACAACUGAUCAAGCUAUUGCUGGAAUAAAAGGUACUAAGGAUAAGACUAUGACUGCAGCGAAAGAAACAAAAGAAAAAGUUGUUGAAAAAGUCUCGGAAGAUAUUCAGAAGGUUACAGAUGCAGGUAAAGCUGCUAAAGACAAAGUGACAGCAGAAGUAAAGAAAGUUGGUGAUAAAUUUGAUUCAACAGCACAGGAUGUUGCACAAAAAGUUGCAGAUACCAAAGGUGCAGUUGUUAAGGAAGUACAGGAUGAUACAAAAAAGGUGAAAGAGAAAUUGGCAGGAGAAGUCGAAACUGUAGCCCAUGGUGCUGAAGCAGCUAAGGAUAAGGCAACUAAAGAAGCGAAAAAAGCUAAAGAAAAGGGAUCCGGUUUUCUCUCGGGAAUAGUUAAAGGUGCGAAACAUGCUGUUGGAAGCGCAAGGGAUGAUGUUAAAGAAUUUCUGGAUGAAACAAAGUACGAGGCGAAAUUAGAAGAAGCUCGUGCUAAAGAAAUUGCAACAGUUGGUGUGAAGAAACUGGAGCAUAAGAAAGAUGUUAUUGAUAGCGCAAAGGAUGUUACAAAAGAAAUAGUAACUGAUGUUAAGGACGCUAAAGAUAAAAUUUCUGACUCAAUGAGUCAAGUAGCGGACACCACGAAGAUUGCAAUUGAUAAGCUUGCAACUGAAACAAAGAAAGUUGAUGACAAAAUAGAAUCUAAAACCACGGAUAUUGCACAUGAUAUAGGGUAUGCCAGAGAAAGUCUCGAUAAAGAGAUAAAAGAGGAUACAAAGGCGGUGAAGGAUAAAUUAUUAACAAGUGCCGAUACUGUCGCUGAUGGCGCCAAAGCAGCCAAAGACGAACUUGCGAAAGAUGCUAAAAAGGCGAAGGACACGGGUUCAGAUUUCCUAUCUGGAGUUAUUCAGAGUGCAAAGCAAACAGGAAAGGAAAUUUCCGAUGACGUGAAGGACUUUCUGGAAGUAACCAGGCAAGAAGCAGCUGCUGAUAAAGCACUCGCUAGAGAAGCCGCGGCGGCAAGAUCAAAAGACCUGGAAAAAGCAAAGGAUAAAGCCGUUGGUGAAAUUAAAACCUCUACGAGUAAAGUUGUGAAAGGCACGAAAGACGCUAAGGAAAAGAGUCUUUCCAGUAUAAAAGGUGCGAAGGACAAAACGAUCUCUACUGUGAAAGCGGCGGGAAGUAAGAUAGGACAUAGUGUGACGCAAGCCGGGGAAAAAGUUAAAUCUACUGAGAGAGUGACUCAAGAUGUGACACAGAAAACUAAACGCGCCAAAGAUGCUAUUGUAAGUGAAGCAAAGGAAGAUACACGAAUAGUCAAAGGAAAAUUGACGACUGGUACAGGUGCAGUCGCUAGUACGGCAGAAACUGUUAAGGACAAAACCGCGAAAGAUACUAAAAAAAUCAAACAAAAAUCAGGCAACUUUUUAUCAGGCGUGGUUAAGAGCGCCAAACACGCAGUAGAAGAUGCAACGGAUGAUAUGAAGGACUUCCUGGAAGAGACCAAGCAAGAAGCAUCCGCGGAAGAAGCUCGUACUAAGAGCGAUCUCGCUCAAGCGAAAGAUAAAUCCGCCAAAUUAACAACUGAUGUAAAGGACAAAUCUGUCAGUGCCAUUAAAACUACGAGAAAGAGUCCCCCGAAGUCACAAUUAUCAGUGGACGUGAAAGGCACGGGCAAAACUUCGCCUAUCACUAAGAGAACGGGCAAAGUGACUGAAACGUCAGCGACAAAAAGAAACGGUGAUAGAAUAGGAUCGAAACGCACAGGCGAGAUUGUUCAGGAGGUAGUUCGUAGAUCCGAUAUAGCUGGCAGGUCAGAGACGUCCGGUGGCGUCGAGCAUUUAACCGAGACAGUUAGCGUUAAGAAAGUAUCUCGCAUUCCACAAAAGAAAAGUUCGGGUAAGGAGACAGGCUCAGACGAUUCGAGUAAUUCGCGUAGAGUAGUAGAGACAGUAACCACGGUAGGGCACCCCGAGCCUCGCACACGGCACUCCGUCACCACAAUCGUGACAAAGUCUGUGCGAACGACCCCACCGCCACCCAGUUCACUCGCCGAGUUCACUGACAGUAGAACCGAAGACGUGACCAAAGAGGCUGCACGACGGGCACAAAACCUGGCGGACCAGGCGUACACCUCGACGAAAACAGGGCAUGAUUCGGCUGAGAUUGAUGGGACUGUAGAGAGGCAUGCUACUUCUGCUCCAUCAAAACAACCUGUUCCCGCCCCGCGUCUCUCCACCACCAAGCCGUCUACCAAACCCGAGUUCCAUCUGGAGCUUAGUGAUGUCUCACGAACACAUAAAACGAUUGAGCAGCCUUCCAAGCCAACGCAGGAGAUGCAGUCACCGAGCAAGAGCAGUCCAAAGAGCAAGAUAUCUUUUAAAAUAGACUCUUACGCGCCUAAAUCGAGCGACGAUCCCGAAUCCGUCCCAUUAAAGUUCUCGGAAGAUCACAUCAUCGGUCCACAGGCGGUUUCGCGAACCAUCAAAUACGUUACUGAAGAUACAGAUGGGGAGUUGAUCAAAGAGACGAUAGAAGUGAAAAAGAAAGUAUCGAGUGAUGCUAUCCAGACAGUCAUCAAAACGGACGAUCUGACUGAGACUAUGAUAAGUGAUAAAACGGAAAUAAUUCCAUCCGUAGAACAAAUACGAACAACUACAGUGACCAACAAUUCGUCGAUCGAUCCUACGAAAUUGAAGGAACUAAUGGAGACUGGUGGUAUUGUAGAGAUGGUGAGGACUGUGACUUUGACGUCAGAGGACAGUACUUUGCAACCUGUAACACAUGAGGAGGUUGUCAAGAGGAUAAACCAAGUCGCUAAUACGCUACCCAACGAGAUCUUCGAUUUCGGCGACUCCUCUACCACUACGAUUAGGACCGAUAGAUCGGAGUCUGACGGUGUCGUGCAGAUGGUGCAACGCGUGACGUCGGAGAUCGAGAAGACCGAAAGGAUGGUGAGAACAAUGACUUCUAGCAGUGAUGGCGGCGGCUACGGGGACGCGGAGUCCGCCCUAAGAAGCCUUCAGGAACAAUUAACGAGAUCCGAAAUCGGAGAGACCGCCUCUUGGACAGCGGCGAAUGAACAGUGGGAGGUGCAGUAUUCCCAAGACACAUCACCUGGUUCUGGAAAUGGUGGUGUUGAAACGUUUGCCAGCAACAACAACAACAAUAACAACAACAAGAACGAUGGUAGUUCAAGGCAUGAUAUGCACAGCGACACCGAUAGUGACGGUUCGCCGCAACCUAGAAGAAGAUCCCCGAGCAAGAGGCGUACGUUGGGCAGUUCCAGCGGAUCGGAUGUAGCACUGCACGAAGGUGCGGAGCUGUCCCCGUUGGAGGACGACCAAGAAUCUGACUUUUUGCAACAUAGCGAGCCAUCCUUCAUGGAAACGACAACGAUCGAGGUGGAUCCUGUCACUCAGGAAAGUAUAACGACAGCCACGCGAACGGAAACGAGGACGAUAUCAUCCACGGGAACUGGUGGGACGGACGAUUUGCGAGAAUCGAUGCAGAAGAUCAUGGACACGUUCAUGUCGGAAGAGAGGAAGGAUCAUUAGGAGUAACGUGCAUAUUUCCAUCCUUUGAAUUUGCAAUAAGAAGAGAAGAAGAAAUCAUCGUCGAGUUCUCGACAUCGAUCCCCUCGUCGAUUAUUGGAUCCUUUACCUUUGGAGAGAAAUACUUUAAUAGCCUUCGGACUUGACGUGUCCUUGGGCAUUGAACGAAGAAUUUACGAUCAUGAUAGGACUGGGAGCGUAUGAAGAUGCUCGCUCCUUCGGGGUGCUAUUUCCCUGAAACCACACAAAAGCAUACACAAUGAUUUACUAUCACGCUCAUGGCCUAUGCUUCGAGUUUGCUUGCCUUUCCGUUCCGCUCGGUUGCCUUAUCUCUUUGCGUUCGUCGGAAUCUCGCAAUCGAAGAUGAAUAAUGAUGACGAUGAUGAUGAUGAUAAUGUAUUUGCGUAUGUCGUUGCUAGUCCGACUAGCCGAUUCGCGCUAGUCUUCACUAUGCCAACCCGUCCAUGUAUGUGCUUUUUCGUGUUGUUUGAAGAUAUAAUGCGAAAUGGAAGGGAAAGUAUCAAGUGUGGAGACGAUGGGACAUGUCGAGAAGAAACGCGAAAAAAGCGGGAACGCAA